Messenger RNA from Anopheles merus, 1847 nucleotides. Its product is annotated as protein transport protein Sec31A-like. The transcript is spliced from 2 exons. NCBI's taxonomy places the organism in Eukaryota, Metazoa, Arthropoda, Insecta, Diptera, Culicidae. The record is from RefSeq and is a predicted model, not a curated record. Bases 668 to 1546 code for a protein of 292 amino acids.
AGCGCGCAAUCAACACUCACACACGUGCGGGUCGCUCAAAAAAGGGCUCCGCGGGGCAGCCUGUUGCGCCAACUGGCGUAUGAUUUUCCUUGUAGUGCAACUUCGCGUUCCCAGUGCUACCUCCACUCUGCCUCUCUCUCUCUCCGGAUCCGAAGCGACCCGACCGUGCGUCCGAAACCAGCCACAUCAUUAUCAGGGUAGGUGGUGUCGUGUGUUGCCUUGUCCGUCCGUCCCUUUUCGUCGUGGUGGCUUUUCCGCUUUUCCACGUUUUCUUUUCCGCUCGCCAGCUUGGGGCUGUAGGGUGUGCAGAAAAAAAGUUAACAGCACUGCAUCUAGUGUGCGCUGGUUUGAGGGCGAUUAGCUGUUUGCUUCCCUCCUGUCCCUAUGGGUAUCGCGAACAACACACGCCCUUCCAGAGGACACGCGGCUGGCGCACUGGCGCGUAACAUGUAUAAAAGACGCAGCACCUAUCAGUGUGGUGUUCAUUUAUCAAUCAAAUUCAUUGCACCGUGGUGCAGCAGCAACGCAGUACCGAGCAUAAUCUCCCUUGUUUCCCUGUCAACGUUAGUGUGCAUCUACGCUAUUUCGUGUCCGUGAUCCUGGGGGUGACUUUAACCGUUCCAGAGUGCCUUAAAGUGGUUGUUUGUGCUUGUGAGUGCCGUUCACAAUGAAGCUGUUUGUGUGCUUGGCGCUGUGUGCCGUCCUGGUGCGGGCCGAUCCGGGUGCGUUCGGGCCGCAGGAUGCACGCAAGGUGCGAAACCCUGCCAGUGGACCGACAAGCUACAAUACCAUCACCCCGCCGGACAGUGAAACGCUCAGCAAGCUGCAGAACCAGGUGGCCCCGACCGUGCAGAUCCCAGCGAGCAAGCUGCCCACAACCGUGGCGAAAGCGCCGGAAGUGGCCUCGCCGUUCCAUACGAUCGCACCGCCAAACGUCGCCCUACCGUCGCCGUACCUGCGGCAACCGGCGGCACCGGCCAUCUCGCAAGUCUCUGCCCAGGGUCAGUACUAUCUAGCGAUGGUGCCCCAGUCCGCCGGCAAUCACAUGUUGCAGCCUGCUACGACACCACUGAUCAUGCAGUACAUCAAUCCACAGGGCCAGCCGACCGGAGGCCUGCAGUACAUUCAGCUGCUCCGCCCAGUGGUCUACCCGUACGGGGUGAACCAGCAGUACCAGCAGUAUCAGCAGUAUCAGGGCUAUCUGCAGCAGUCGCCAGCAACGCUCACCAACUCCCCGCACGGCCCAGUUCCGUCACCAUCCUACAACGUAUCUCCGACGCCUCCACCGACCACGUCCACUACACAGGCCGGAUUCGUACCGUUCCAGCCGGUCGCUCCGCAGUAUGCACCGGUCAGCCAUCCCCAGCCCCAGUCUCCGACCGCUUACGCAAGUGGCCCAGUAGGGCAGUACUCUAGCCCAGUGCUGUCGUACUAUCCGCACCGGUUCCUUAUCAACCCGUCCGAGAUGAACUUUAACACGAACGAGUAUGUGCCAUCGCCGGGUGACAGUGUGUACCUGAAGGGCGUGAAGAGCAUUCGUGCCUGAAGGUGCGCUGAAUCUACAUCUUGCAGCAAGUACUGCAUAUCACUACCAAAUCCCCGCCUGAAAUGCCCAUCGAAAUGACAAUCAACCAACCAGCAGGGAUCGGUUUCCAUUGGCCAGAGUUUCUGAAUAGCAGAUUGCGUCAAACCAGUUCCCCCCACAUCCCUCUAGGGAAGAUUGUAUAGUAUUAACGGUCCUUAUCCUAUUAAUGCAACAGUGCAUUCUGUUUUGUUAACUAAUUUAUAUCGAUUUUACCCUCUAUGCAACAAGUGCCCGUCCCGAGACCGAGACCGUUCCAGUUGUU